AUGUUCAAAACCCCGACUCGAGGCCUCUGGGUCUGCACCAAGUGCGCACGCGACUCUGCUUCCCGCGUCCAACGUCGAUCAUGGCUGUCUGCAGCGUCCGGAGCUGCCUCGGCUUCCCACCCAGUCGACCGAUCUGCCCCCGGGGCAGUCAGGGAUGAUGCCAUCCUGCGGGAGCUCUUCGACUCUCCAGCGCGAACGGCAAAGGCCUUCAAGGCGAGCGAGCUGCAGCCCAGCGCAGGCCUCUUCAAGAACCGAUACCUGACCAGUCCCAAUGGCUUCAUCGUUUUUGCCAGGCGCAGCCUGCAGAAGGCCUCGAAGAUUGUGGACCGGGUCCUCGGCGCAUCUUCCACUGCCGAAUACAAGGCCAUCGUCAAGGACUUGGACCGGCUGAGCGACCUCCUCUGUCGCGUGCUCGACCUCUCCGACUUUGUGCGCAUGACACACCCCGAUCCUAGGUUCCAACAAGCCGCCGCCGGCGCCUGGUCCCUCGUCUACCAGUACAUGAACCAGCUCAACACCAUGACCGGCCUCAGCGACCAGCUGACCAAGGCCCUCGCAAACCAGGACGUCGUGGCAUCCUGGUCAGAGGAGGAGAAGACCGUGGCCGAUAUUCUCAAGCUCGACUUCACAAAGUCGGCUGUCAACCUGCCGCAGAGGGAGCGCGACAGGUUUGUCGAUCUUUCGCAACGAAUCAGCGAGGUCGGGUCGGAUUUCGUCUCGGAGAUGGCCCCCGAGAAGGAGGAAAUCGUGCUGCCCUCCUCGAGCUUCUACGGCCUCUACCCGAGCAUCGCUCGAGCACUAACACGAGGCGGCAAGGUCCGCUUGCCGUCCAUGAGCGCCGAAGCACAGGCGGCGCUGCGCACCGUCAAGGAUGAGGAUACACGGAGGGCCGUCUUCAUCGCGAGCCGUACAGCUUCGCGCCGUACUGUGCACAGGUUGGAUACGAUGUUGAAACUGCGAUCGGAACUGGCUGAACUGUCCGGGUUCCAGAGCUAUGCACACCUGGCAUUGAAGGACCGAAUGAUGGCCAAGACUCCCGGGUCUGUCAUGCAGUUCCUUCUGGCUCUGCAGCAACACAACAAGCCCAUCGUCCAAAAGGAAAUGGCAGACCUGCUCGCGCAGAAGCAGACGCAUCUCGACGGCAUGGCUACCAAGGUUGAGCCGUGGGAUAAGGACUAUCUCAUGGAUAGCGUGAGGCUGGACAUGAGGCUGCCGGUCCGUCACCCUGAUCAGCUAGCGGCUUAUUUCUCGAUUGGAACCGUCAUGCAGGGCCUUUCGAGGCUCUUCAGCCGCCUCUACGGUAUCCGCUUUGUACCCAGAGAGACGCUGCCUGGCGAGACUUGGCACGAGGAUGUCCGGCGCCUGGAUGUGGUGACCGAUGCGGGAGACCAGAUUGCUGUACUAUACUGUGACUUGUUCUUCCGCAAGGACAAGUCACCCAACCCGGCGCACUUUACGGUGCGCUGCUCUCGCGAAAUCUCCGAGAGCGAAGUCGAAGAGGCGGCCGCGGAGGUCGACGGCGGCGACGCGGGCCCACGCUUCGACUCGGCAGCCCAAGCCGCCAACGACGGCAUGGAGAGCUCGACGCAGGGCGGCGUCUUCAAGCAGCUGCCGACGAUCGCGCUGGUCUGCGACUUUCAGAAGCAUGAAGACUGGAAGAGCCCGUCGCCGGCGUUGCUGACGUUCCACCAGGUCGAGACGCUGUUCCACGAGAUGGGCCACGCGAUCCACUCGAUCCUCGCGCGCACGUCGCUGCAGAACGUGGCCGGCACGAGGUGCGCCACCGACUUUGCCGAGCUUCCCUCGACGCUGAUGGAGCACUUUGCCGCGGACCCGACGGUCCUCGCCCUCUUCGCGCGCCACUGGCGCACCGACGAGCCCCUGCCCUACGCCAUGAUCGCCGAGCGCCUGCGCAUGUCCAAGCGGUUCGAGGGCUUCGACACGGAGAACCAGAUCCUCCUCGCCAUGCUCGACCAGGCCUACCACGGGCCCGAGGUGGCCGGCCCGGGCUUCGACUCGACGCGCGUCUACCACGGGCUGCAGAGCCGGUUCGCCGCCGGCCCCACCGACCCGCCCGAGACGUGCUGGCAGGGCUUCUUCGGCCACCUGCACGGCUACGGCAGCACGUACUACAGCUAUCUCUUUGACCGCGUGCUCGCCGAGCGCGUCUGGCGCGUCGUCUUCGCGGCCGGCGCCGAUGGCAAGGCCGUCGACCGGGCCAGCGGUGAGCGGCUCAAGGAGAACCUCCUCAAGUGGGGCGGCAGCCGGGACGCGUGGCGCUGCCUGUCUGACACGCUGCAGGACAAGCGGCUGGAGGAGGGCGACGAGAAGGCCAUGGCCAUUGUCGGCAGCUGGGGCAUCAAGGAUGACCACCACGCGUGA
This is a messenger RNA of Verticillium dahliae VdLs.17, 2382 nucleotides long. Its product is annotated as mitochondrial intermediate peptidase. The coding region runs from base 1 to 2382 and encodes 793 amino acids. The record is from RefSeq and is a predicted model, not a curated record. NCBI's taxonomy places the organism in Eukaryota, Fungi, Ascomycota, Sordariomycetes, Glomerellales, Plectosphaerellaceae. The transcript has a single exon. Gene Ontology annotation, biological process: peptide metabolic process. Gene Ontology annotation, molecular function: metalloendopeptidase activity. Gene Ontology annotation, cellular component: mitochondrion.